AUGGACAAUGGACCAAACCAACCAGUAUCACGCAUUCAGCAAAUUGAUCGAGAUUUAAUCGAAACAUUGGAAAGAGUGAUUAACGGUGACUACGAUGAGGACUUGGGAUCACCAACAAAAAAUCGAUUUGCUGCCAUAAUGCGACCAAGAAGUAGAGAACGAAUGAUAAUGGAAGAAACAGCGAAGCAAAAAAAGCCCACGAACAUUGAAAAAUCGAAAAAUCAGAAUACCCCAAAGCAAGUUCAGCGCAUUCCACCAAUUGAGAAUGGCAAAAAAGAACAACCGUCAUGGUUAAUGACGGAUGUCCACGUCAAUCAGGCAGAAAGAAUACCAAAAUCUACCAGGAAUAUGAAAUACAAGCAAAUUCCGGAAUUGAAGUAUGAAGAUCUUGUCAAUAUAACACUAGCUAGCGAAAUUCCGAAUUAUAGUUCUGCUAGCAAGGCUCCCGAGAUUCGAAAAAAGCUUUCUCGAAAACGGGACGCUUCCCCGAAUGGUUUAAAAAUUCUUUGUCAGGUUAUGGAAGCUGAAUUUGAAAAGAAAGAACGAACUUGA
Caenorhabditis bovis is the source of this 552-nucleotide messenger RNA. The record is from the annotation of a GenBank genome assembly. Lineage: Eukaryota; Metazoa; Nematoda; Chromadorea; Rhabditida; Rhabditidae.